UGUGUCACGUCUCUUCACCUCAACUCUCGUAAGAAGAAACAAUUUAGGUUGUCAACACUUCCUUUAUUUUCACGCGGUGCUUUGACACGCAUGGCAAAUUUACCGAACAGGUGAGCCGGCAAUACCAUAAGCUCAGAAAGACACUCAAGUAAAUAAAAAAAUGGAGGGCGGGUUGCAUAAGCACACCUGUGGGUCGUGGGGAGCAGCAAGAUUGGCGACUGCGCCACACCGCCACACCGCCCGACCACCCCCGCCACACCGAACUCGCCUGACGCUGCUCCUACUAAGAAUUCGGCAGUCUUUCAAGAGGAAGAGAAGAGGUUGCAUGUGCUAUAGACUUCUGCUGAUCGCUCACCUGCUUCCCUCUCCCUCCAUCCCUGCAGUAAAGUUAAGCAGCCAAGCCGGGGCAGGAUGGCGGCUCCCCUUGGACGGUGUGGGCGUGUGCUGGCGCCCGUGAGUGGCCUGCGGAGGGGCGUGAGGGCGUGCACCGGUGGAGUGGUUGAGGGCGUGCCGUACAAGACCACUAUGAAGGAACAGAGGGUGUCGGGGUCAGCCAGCGUGCCCGAGUAUGCUGACGUGGUGGUGAUCGGGGGCGGGUCCCUCGGCUGCAACACUCUCUACCACCUGGCCAAGCUGGGCGCCACCAAUACUGUGUUGCUGGAGUCCCACAGGCUGACGGCAGGCACCACCUGGCACACCGCGGGUUUGUUGUGGCGUCUGCGGCCCAGCGACACGGAGAUCGCGCUCAUCAACACGACGAGGGAGAUGCUGCGGCGCCUGGAGGACGAAACCGGCGUCAACCCCGGCUGGAUCAACAACGGGGGUCUCUUCAUCGCCUCCAGUAAGGAGAGGCUGAAGGAGUACCAGCGGCUGCAGACAAUCGGCAAAGUGAACGGCGUGGAGAGCCUCGUGCUGGGCCCCGCCGAGACGCAGGAUCUGUACCCGCUCAUGAACGUGAAGGACAUCGCCGGCACCCUCUACUGCCCUGGCGACGGCACGAUGGACCCGGCGGGGCUGUGCCAGGGCCUGACGCGGUGGGCGACGCAGGCGGGGGCGCGGGUGGUGGAGGAGUGCCCCGUGACGGACAUUCGCACGGCCGAGACGCUGCUUGGGGGGCGGCGGGUGACGGAAGUGCACACCCCGCGAGGCGUCAUCAGGACAAACGCUGUCGUCAAUGCCACAGGCUGCUGGGCGAACGACAUUGCCGGACUGGUGGGCGUGGAGGUGCCGCUCACGCCCAUGAAGCACGCCUAUGUGGUCACCGAGCGCAUACCGGGGAUAGAGAACAUGCCCAACGUGAGGGACCAUGACGCCUCAGUGUACCUACGCCUGCAAGGGGAUGCCCUGUCCGUGGGGGGCUACGAGGUCAACCCGAUCUUCCUGGACAGACUGGAGAAGGACUUUUCGUUCGGCCUCUACGAGCUCGACUGGGACGUCUUCGGGGCUCACAUCGAGGGCGCCGUGAACCGCAUUCCCGUACUGGAACAAACCGGGAUUAAGUCGACGGUCUGCGGCCCCGAGUCUUUCACGCCAGACCACAAACCUGUCAUGGGAGAAGACCCAAACGUGGAAGGCUUCUACCACUGCGUCGGAUUCAACAGCUCAGGGAUGAUGCUUGGUGGUGGUUGCGGGGACCAAAUGGCGCGCUGGGUCCUCUACGGGCGCCCGGAUCUCGAUAUGUUUGGCUACGAUAUCCGCCGCUUUCACCCUCCGCUCAACACGAACAAGACGUGGGUGGCGGCGCGCUCCCACGAGUCCUACGCCAAGAACUACAGCAUUGUCUUCCCCCACGACGAGCCUCUAGCGGGGCGGGGCCAGCGGAAGUCACCCAUACAUGAGGAGCUGGAGGGGGCGGGCUGCUUGUUCCAGGAGCGUCACGGGUGGGAGAGGCCCGGCUGGUUCUCCUCCUCCCCUGCCCGCGUGCUCUCCUACGACUGGUACGGCGCCUACGAACACUCACCGAAGCACAAGGACCACCAAUACAACAAGCUUCUCAACGAUGACUACUCCUUCGACUUCCCCGCCCACCACCACCAGAUCAAGGAGGAGUGCCUAGCGUGCAGGGAGCGAGCGGCCAUCUUCGAUAUGUCCUACUUCGGCAAAUAUUACAUCUCGGGGCCCGACGCGCAGAAGGCGGCCGACUGGAUCUUCUCCGCCAACGUCGCCCGCCCCGCCGGAACGACCGUCUACACAUGCAUGUUGAACGCGAAGGGGGGCGUGGAGGCCGACCUGACCGUGAGCGUGUGUGAGGGGGGGCAGGGCUCGCCUUGUGACCCAGCCUUCGAGGGCCGCGGUUUCUAUUUGGCGGCGGGCGGUGCGGCGGCCUUGCAGAACCUCGCCCACGUGCUGAAGGAGAUACGGGCGAACGGGUGGCGCGUGUCCUUGCUUGACCACACGGACGACAUGGCCCUUCUGUCCGUGCAGGGUCGCCACAGCAGGACCAUCUUGCAGCAGCUGACGGACGCUGACCUGGGCAACGAGGCCUUCCCCUUCUCGUCACACCAGGUCAUCACUCUGGCCGGCCACACCCUCCGUGCCCUCAGACUCUCUUUCGUGGGAGAGCUUGGAUGGGAGCUUCACGUGCCAAGGGACUCCGCCCUGGCCGUGUACCGCGCCGUGAUGGCUGCGGGGAAGCCGUGGGGCCUCGUCAAUUCCGGCUACCGCGCCAUCGACUCCUUGUCCUGCGAGAAGGGUUACCGCCACUGGCACGGCGACGUCCGACCAGAUGACACGCCGCUGGAGGCAGGCCUCGCCUUCACCUGCAAGCUGAAGACCAACACGGACUUCCUGGGCCGAGCCGCCGUGGAGCGACAGAAGGCCGAGGGUGUUACGAAGAAGCUAGUAACGCUGACGCUGCAGGACGGCAGUCAGCCGCUGUGGGGCCUGGAGGCCAUCGUGCGGGACGAGCAGGUGGUGGGGUACGCCAGACGGGCAGAGUACGCCUUCGCCCUGAACCGUGCCAUCGCCUACGGGUACGUGCGGCGGCCCGACGGCGGCGUGGUGACCAAGGAGUUCCUCAACAGCGGCACGUGGUACCUUGAGUCCAUGGGAGUGAGUCACCCCGCCACUCAGCACACCCGCCCGCCCUUCGACCCUAAGAACCUACGGGUCAAGGGAGUCUACGACGUCGAGGAACCCGCGGAGGACAAGAGGACGAGCGCCGCGGGAGUUUAGGUACAUCGUGGAGUCCUAACGAAAAGGACCUGUUGAGUCACGGGUUUGUGGCCGAAGCCUUGGUGACAUCUCGAGCUGCACGCAGCGUGGUCUCGGCUGAGUCAUCACGCUGCUGAACAGAACCCCUGGAAGGCAUAUGGUGCAUGGCUGAAACGCCUUGGCCGUUAUUUACUGUUAUUCUGCAGCUGUCAACCUGGAGAUUAUUAUUUAAGUACUUAUAGACUGUCCGUUCCUACUAUUGUGAUAAUGAGUGGCUCUAAUGUCGCGACUCGAGUCAGGGAUGCUUAUAACCUGCCAGAGAGAAGGUAAGCGGCGAGAAGUGCGCAAGGCACGGCUCAGCGGAUCAUUGGACUCGUAAUUGCUCGACUGUGAUUGUGUUUACUUGUCUCUUUCAAUCAGGAUUUUUUCUUACAGCAAGGGAGGCAGCUCAAAGAAAAAAAAUAUAAAA
This is a messenger RNA of Eriocheir sinensis (Chinese mitten crab), 3622 nucleotides long. It is a transcript of the gene Sardh, whose product is annotated as sarcosine dehydrogenase, mitochondrial-like. Gene Ontology annotation, molecular function: oxidoreductase activity; protein binding. The record is from RefSeq and is a predicted model, not a curated record. The coding region runs from base 412 to 3174 and encodes 920 amino acids. Gene Ontology annotation, cellular component: mitochondrion. The transcript is spliced from 13 exons. Lineage: Eukaryota; Metazoa; Arthropoda; Malacostraca; Decapoda; Varunidae.